UCAUCUUCUCAUCAGCAGUGGAAACUUCUCCCUAUGAGAAUCAUUCUGAUUUCCUGGCUGAUUAUUCAAUUCUUUACCAACUCUGAAUGUCUAAGCAGAGCUGAUUUUCCAGAUGGUUUCAUAUUCGGAACUGCAGCAUCGGCAUACCAGUUCGAAGGGGCUGUAGAUGAAGGAAAUCGAGGUCCUAGCAUAUGGGAUACAUUUGUGAAAGAACCAGGGAGAAUACUAGACUUCAGCAAUGCCAACAAGACUGUUGACCAAUACCACAGAUUUAAGGACGAUAUAAAGCUGAUGAAGGAUAUGGGAAUGGAUGCCUACAGAUUCUCAAUCGCAUGGCCAAGAAUAUUUCCAAAUGGGACAGGAAAGCCGAACGCAGAUGCCAUAAACUAUUACAACAAUUUUAUAGAUGCGUUGCUAGAAAAAGGAAUCCAACCUUUUGUAACUCUUUACCACUGGGAUCUUCCGCAAGUGCUUGAAGACGAGUACGAAGGAUGGCUGAGCAGAAGGAUAGUAAAAGAUUUUGAACAUUAUGCUGUUACGUGCUUCCAAGCAUUUGGUGAUAGAGUGAAGCACUGGAUCACCUUCAAUGAACCACAUGGUUACUCAAUAAAAAGCUAUGACCUAGGAAUUCAAGCUCCUGGUAGAUGUUCUUUUCUGGGUCAUAUAUUAUGCAAGAAGGGAAAUUCAUCCUCUGAACCAUAUAUAGUGGCACACAAUAUUCUCUUAUCUCAUGCUGCUGCUUAUCGCAGUUACGAAAAUCAUUUCAAGAAAAGACAAGGAGGUCGGAUAGGAAUAGCAUUAGAUGCUAUAUGGUAUGAACCAUUAUCUGAAAAUGACGAGAACAAAGAAGCAGCACUCAGAGCCCUUGAUUUUGAAAUCGGAUGGUUUCUGGAUCCACUUUUUUUUGGUAAGUAUCCUCCUUCAAUGAGAAGGCUUGUGGGAACAAGACUACCAAAAAUAUCACUUGUUACUGCAAAGUUCCUCACAGGAACCCUCGAUUUUGUUGGCAUGAACCACUACACCUCCUUAUAUGCUCGAAAUGAUAGGAUCGGGAUUCGAAAACUAAUAUUCAAUGAUGCUUCAUCGGAUUCUAAUGUCAUUACUACUCCGCAUAAAGGCAUGUCUACCAUCGGAGAAAGAGCAGCUUCCCACUGGUUACGUAUUGUUCCAUGGGGAAUCCGAAAAUUGGCAGUUUAUUUGAAAUAUAAAUAUGGGAACCCACCAGUGAUUAUAACAGAAAACGGCAUGGAUGAUCCAAACAAACGGUCCAUACCUUUAGAAAAGGCACUGAGGGAUGAUAAGAGAAUAAGAUACCACAGAGAUUACCUAUCAAAUCUAUCCAUUGCUAUUAGGCAAGAAGGCUGCAAUGUCCAAGGCUACUUUGCGUGGUCGCUACUGGAUAAUUGGGAGUGGAACAUGGGAUAUACCGUCCGAUUUGGACUCUACUAUGUCGACUACAAGAACAAUCUCACGAGGAUUCCAAAGGCAUCCGUUGAGUGGUUUCAGAGCAUGCUCAAAUCAGAAGACAAACACACAAAUCAAAUUAUACAUUCCUCAUACUCUUACAAUAUAUUGAAUUCUCAUAUCAAGUAUAGCAAUGUAAAUGUUAUUGUCAAAACUGAAAUUGAAUGAAUGAUUACGAGAAAAGAAGAACAAAUUUGUUAAAGACGUCGAUUAAUUAAUAAACUUACCGGACACGCCAUUUCCUCAA
This is a messenger RNA of Cucumis sativus (cucumber), 1711 nucleotides long. Its product is annotated as beta-glucosidase 25. Gene Ontology annotation, molecular function: beta-glucosidase activity. The transcript has 13 exons. Bases 34 to 1632 code for a protein of 532 amino acids. Lineage: Eukaryota; Viridiplantae; Streptophyta; Magnoliopsida; Cucurbitales; Cucurbitaceae. The record is from RefSeq and is a predicted model, not a curated record. Gene Ontology annotation, biological process: carbohydrate metabolic process.